UGGCGUGUUCCACCUCCCUCUGUCUCAUCACACGGUUCUUCGGCGCGAUUUCGAGCCCAGUGGGCUCAACCCGUAGUCAUGGACUCCCAGAAAGAAGCUCUACAAAGGAUUAUUUCAACCCUGGCAAAUAAAAAUGAUGAAAUUCAGAACUUUAUUGAUACACUCAAUCAUACAUUGAAAGGUGUUCAGGAAAAUUCUUCUAACAUACUUUCAGAGUUAGAUGAAGAAUUUGAUAGCUUAUACUCUAUAUUGGAUGAGAUGAAAGAAAAUAUGAUUAGCAGUAUCAAGCAGGAACAAGCUCGUAAAUCCCAAGAGUUACAGAGUCAGCUUAGUCAAUGUAAUAAUGCCCUGGAGAACUCUGAAGAAUUGUUAGAGUUUGCGACACGAUCACUAGACAUAAAGGAACCUGAAGAAUUUUCAAAGGCUGCCAGACAGAUCAAGGAUAGAGUCACAAUGGCAUCAGCUUUCCGCCUUUCUUUGAAACCAAAGGUCAGUGACAACAUGACUCACCUAAUGGUGGAUUUCUCUCAGGAGAGACAGAUGCUGCAAAUGUUGACGUUUUUGCCAGUUCCAAGAGCUCCAGAAAUAGACCCCAUAGAGUGUUUGGUUGCUGAUAACUGUGUCACAGUAGCGUGGAGCAUGCCAGAAGAAGAUAAUAAGAUCGACCAUUUUAUAUUGGAAUAUAGGAAAACAAACUUUGAUGGACUUCCACGUGUCAAGGAUGAGAGAUGCUGGGAGACAAUUGAGAAUAUUAAGGGCAGUGAAUAUACACUGUCAGGUUUAAAAUUUGAUGCAAAGUAUAUGAAUUUCAGAGUACGAGCUUGUAACAAGGCUGUGGCUGGAGAAUAUUCUGAUCCAGUGACUUUAGAGACCAAAGCACUUAACUUCAGUCUGGAUAACUCAUCAUCCCAUUUGAACCUGAAAGUUGAAGAUACCUGUGUAGAGUGGGAUCCUACUGGAGGAAAAGGUCAAGAAACUAAAAUGAAAGGAAAGGAGAACAAGGGCAGUGCCCAUGUUACUUCACUGAAGAAACAUACAAGUGGUACACCAUCCCCUAAACGGACCUCUGUAGGCGCCAGACCUCCAGCAGUAAGAGGCAGCAGAGAUCGUUUUACUGGAGAGUCAUACACAGUGCUGGGAGACACUGCUAUUGAAAAUGGACAACAUUAUUGGGAAGUCAAGGCCCAGAAGGAUUGUAAAUCCUACAGUGUGGGAGUAGCAUACAAAACUUUGGGGAAAUUUGACCAGUUGGGAAAGACAAACACUAGCUGGUGUAUCCAUGUAAACAAUUGGCUACAAAACACAUUUUCAGCAAAGCAUAAUAAUAAAGUCAAAGCUUUGGAUGUUACUGUUCCUGAGAAAAUAGGUAUAUUUUGUGAUUUUGACGGUGGUCUACUUUCUUUCUAUGAUGCAAACUCAAAACAAUUGUUGUAUUCCUUUAAGACAAAAUUCACUCAACCAGUGCUUCCUGGUUUCAUGGUUUGGUGUGGUGGACUUUCUUUGAAUACUGGGAUGCAGGUUCCAAGUGCUGUGAGAACACUUCAGAAAACUGAAAAUGGAAUGACUGGUUCAGCUAGCAGUCUGAACAACGUGACUCAGUAGUGCCUACUAGGAAUACAUUUACCCCCAUUUUGAUUGGGAGACUUCUGUGCAAUUACAAAUCACAGAAAUGUGUGGGUGGUGCAAAUCAGGUUUGCUACCUUCUGCUUUUAGGCCUGGAAUCUGUUAGCAUUAAGCAUCUAAUAUGAAGCAUUUUCAGAAACAUACUGUGCAAUUUUAUAGAAGCGGGCAGAUAUUGAGCAAGAAGCCUACAUUUUGAAGGGAAAAAGCAAUGUUUAAAUUUUUGUAGAGAAACUCAUUUUGGAGUUUCUUUGAUUGAUUGAUUUUUGUCUCUUCUAAUAUGUUCAGUUAAAGAUGG
This is a messenger RNA of Chrysochloris asiatica (Cape golden mole), 1918 nucleotides long. RefSeq names its product fibronectin type III and SPRY domain containing 1-like (gene FSD1L). The record is from RefSeq and is a predicted model, not a curated record. NCBI's taxonomy places the organism in Eukaryota, Metazoa, Chordata, Mammalia, Afrosoricida, Chrysochloridae. The transcript is spliced from 14 exons. Gene Ontology annotation, molecular function: protein binding. Bases 79 to 1602 code for a protein of 507 amino acids.